UGCGCACGAGCCACAAGAGUCGGCUUGCGGCGGCGCAUCCAGUCUAGUACCCUCAUCGUCUGUGCUUAGUGUACACACCGGUGCGCGGAUUUUCCGCCGAGAGCUAAUUGCAUUUCGCUUAAAAUCUUGCGACUUAUUUCGUGAGGAUUUGGUGAUCGUCCGAGUGACAUCGUCGCUGCGCCGAGUCGCCGCCUCAGUAAAAAAAACUCGCACGUCCGUCACUGCAUCGCGAGCUCGUUUGCGGCAUUUUUUGCUGGCUGCAACGAAACCAGAUACCGUAUUGGCGUACAUGGAAGCAGCGCGUAUAUAUAGAUAUAUGCGCGCGCGAAGCAUAUAACUGUUUCCCGUGCAUCAAAGUGGCGCGUCGUCGGCAGCUCCUAGAGCGCGCGCGGACUCUCGUCGUCGUGUGUUGGCGGGGCUCAGUUUAGGAGUAGGAAAAGUGGCUCCAUUGCUCGCGGAUUCGCCUGCACGUGUUAACCGCGAAACAGACUAACUCGCCAUACUGUCGGGCAACGCUGAUUGUAUAUGUACAUACAAUCCUUUUGUGAGAGACUAUCGUGACUUUGACUGUUGUGUGCGCACACAUAUUAUAUACACAUGUAUAUAUAAGCUUGACCGGCGAAUUUGUGCGGGACGCGCGUUAUGCUCAUUUAGCGCGCGCUGAGCUUGCGAUAACGAGUCGAACCUACGAUUCUUGCCACCGCCGUACCAAGAAACAUGUUCUCGGAAUCCAAGUAAUUAAAAAGUGCUACGAGCUUGAUUGAUCAAUUAAUGCUAGUCUCGUUGGUGAAUCUAUUCAGCUUAGGCGUAUGUAACAUACGCAUCAAAGACGUAUACAACAGUCGCGGCAAGUGGCUGCGAUUCCGCGCGCUAUUUUCGUGCUCUGCUACUAAAUACUGCUAUCGCGUGCUGGGGCAGAAGGCCGCACGCCAGAGUUAGGUUAGCUGCAUCCCAAGUGCCGCUACUGGCCGGAGUGUGGACGACGCUUUCAAAAAACAUGCUCAGUAUCGCCCAAGCAGUUCAUCCCGAAAGUCAAGGUUCGACACCAGGUCAACGUUCGGCCUUGCCCCGUUCUUGGUCACCGUCGCCGGAAAGAAAAAAUGCCGCAAAGCGCCAGAAAACAUCAGAAUCCGACAACUGCGCCUCCACGGAAGACAAUUAUUCGUUUAAAAAAAUUUCAGAAUUCAACUAUAACAACCCAGAAAUCACUUUGACAGUAAUACCCAAGAAUUUAUCUGUUUCUCGAAAACAAGAAGACAAAAUGGUUGCAGAGGAAUACGUAAAUACUUUACCAGAAAAUGUACCACCCGUAGUUAUGUCAUUCUUUGAAAAAUCUAAUGAGAUUCAACUUACCAAAGUUGACUCAAAACCCUGUGUUAGGUUUAUUAAACAGGUUGACUCUAACGAGCAAUAUGAUAAAGAUUCUGAGUCUGUUGAAAGCACAGAAUCCACAGAUGUAAUAUACAAUAGAAAAGAACUAAAUGAAGUAACGAUUGAGCCUAUAGCUGCUAAAAUUGCUAAAGCUGAGAAACUGUUGCAAAAAAAAGAACCGAAUCCUAUCAUAGAGAGCUUGGGUCUUCUUCCUACAAACAAACAAAGCCAACCACAAAUUGUUGAAGAACCUUUUGAAACUAAAAUUGAAGAAAUACCUACAGAUAAUUUCAUAACUGAUGAGCCAGAAAUCGAAGCAAUAACUUGUUUGAAAUCAAAUGGCUCAAUAUUUGAUGAAGAACCAGAAAAUCAACCAGCUUUGGCCCUUGUACAAUAUGAUCCAUUUAUGAACGUUGGAAUGUUUUGUGAUGAGUUUUACAUUGCUGAUGAUAAGCCACACUAUGCUACAGGCUUUCCUAAUCCACCUGGAGAAAAUCGUUGUUGGAUUAAUUCGAUGUUGCAAGUUUUUUUUGCCUUACCGAUAAUGGAAGAGUUACAACAUUUGCAUGCACUAAGAAAAUCAAAACUAAUUUCUUUAUUAUUUGAUAUACAUACAUGCUGGGUGAAGAGUUCCACUGACACCAAUCAAUUUGAUCAAACUUUUCGCGCAUUCAAAGAUGAAACAAUAGUACUUGAUAAAUUUUACCCAUCUAAAAUACAGCAAGAUGUAUCAGAAUUUUAUAUGAAUUUAGUGAAUCACAUGAAAGGAGAAUAUAAAUCCUUAAUUUCUCAAGAAUCAAAACAUGAAAUUGAAAAUAUACCAAAUAAUGAUCAAGAUGCUCUUCGAAGGAUGCAGAAUAAUUGUCAAGAUUUCAACAAGAGACUUCCAUUAGCAGAUAUUUCAGAUUCUCCUCGUAAGCUAAGAAAUCAUCAACAAUCUAAUUCAAGUCAACAAGAUAAAACUGAUUUAAGUUCUAAAAUUUCAUCAAAUUUGUUUGAUGAGCAUUUUUUAUUAGAUAUGACAGAAAAUUAUGUCUGUGAAGGUUGCAAAAAACAAAGACAACGAAAAGCAGACAAUUUAGUGCUGUUAAUUGAUUUACCUCAUGAAAAUGAAAAUAAUCCGGUUCCUUUAGCUGAUAUAAUCAACAAGUCAUAUGCUUUGGAACAUAGAUCAAUGUCAUGUGAGUCAUGCAAUCAUGAUACACAUAGUAUGCAAGUUAAACUAAAAGAAAUUCCCAAAUUACUUACAAUUCAAAUUAAGCGAUAUGAUAUGGCACCAGAAGGAGUAACUAAGAAUGUCACAUUAAUUGAUGUUCCAAGAGUGCUUGAACUUGAUUCUUUAAUUAUCUACAAUUCUGAAGAAUUUGCCGAAUGCCCUACAUAUGAGGCAGUUGGUAUAAUAUCUCACAUUGGAGAUAACGUGGAUUCAGGACAUUACAUUAGUUUUGUUCGACACGAAUCUAAUUGGUUUUACUAUGAUGACAGCAAUGUGAAAAUUUUGACAGAAGAAGAAGUAUUCAAACUUAUACAAAACAAUGCAUAUGUUGUUUUCUACAAAGUAGCUGAUCUGGAUCAAGAAAUAAUCGAAGAAUCAUUGGAUAUCAAAGAUGUCAAAGAAUGUGAUGAUUGUUAACAUUAAAAAAAUAUAACCUUGAUAAGGGUUUGUUUUUGGAAAGAAGACAUAUAUGUAUAUCAUAAUAUAAUAGUGUAUAUCAUUUAUGUUUAAUGAUCUGAUAUGAAUGAUACAAAUGAUUUAUUUGUUUUUUUAUCUACGAUAACUCUAUUUUCUUAUUUGUCUCAGGCAUAAGAUUACUGCGUUUCAGAGAUCAGAUAACACUAGAUUUUUAUGUGACAAAAUUAGAAUUUUUUCAGAAGAAACUUAAAUUUAAUAUUUGAUUCAUAAUGUAAUUAUGUAAGUAACUAAAUAAGAUUAAUUAGGAAAAUUACAAGUUCUGUACUAGUAUCCAUUUGCGAUUUCUAAAACAAUAAUAUGUGUAUUUCGAGUCAAAUUUAGUUAUACUUUUUGUAUAAAAUAGUUUUCUUAAACUUUUUUAUAAUGUCGAUUUGAUGAAAUAAUGAAAUAACGAUUUUCUUGAAAGGCUAAUACCAAUUUUUGUGCUAUUGGAAAAAAUCAAGUGUUUUAUAUAAAUUCCACAAGGGACCAUAUUCCUAGAUUUUUAAUCGUAUUUCGGUGAUUAAAAUAUGCGAUUUUUAAUGAAUUGUUUAUAGCCGUCUGUGUACAUAAAAUUAAUGUAAAAUAGUGUUAUAAAUUAAUCUUAUGUGAUCAGUCACAUGUGUAUCAUAUAUUUCAGUGUGAAGAGAAUGGCAUUAGAUAGAAAUUUUAUUUGUAUAAAUGGUGUUAAAUAACUAAAUGUCAAAACUGCCUAGUGUAUGCAGAUCUAUUUGCACAAGAAUCGACGUUAAAAAUAUCUGUAUCUUUAAAUGUUAGAUUCUAUAUGGGUGUACCUGAAAUUUUCACCAAAAAAUUAAUGAUAUCAAUGCCGUCUGUUCGUUACAAAGUGUAAGAAAUCAUAUUUAUGAUUAAUUUGAAAUAAACUGAUUUAGCUACAAUUCAGUUUAAAUAUUUUUCGUUGUAUAUUCAAAAAACAAGCAUUUAUGAGAAAUAAAAAUACACGAUGAACGAA
Trichogramma pretiosum is the source of this 4016-nucleotide messenger RNA. RefSeq lists its product as uncharacterized. Gene Ontology annotation, biological process: protein deubiquitination. The record is from RefSeq and is a predicted model, not a curated record. Gene Ontology annotation, molecular function: cysteine-type deubiquitinase activity; cysteine-type endopeptidase activity. The coding region runs from base 998 to 3004 and encodes 668 amino acids. Lineage: Eukaryota; Metazoa; Arthropoda; Insecta; Hymenoptera; Trichogrammatidae. Gene Ontology annotation, cellular component: nucleus; cytosol. The transcript is spliced from 3 exons.